Messenger RNA from Balaenoptera musculus (blue whale), 1385 nucleotides. RefSeq names its product PR/SET domain 7 (gene PRDM7). Bases 1 to 1296 code for a protein of 431 amino acids. Gene Ontology annotation, molecular function: protein binding; histone H3K36 methyltransferase activity; histone H3K4 methyltransferase activity. Lineage: Eukaryota; Metazoa; Chordata; Mammalia; Artiodactyla; Balaenopteridae. The transcript has 8 exons. Gene Ontology annotation, cellular component: nucleus. The record is from RefSeq and is a predicted model, not a curated record. Gene Ontology annotation, biological process: positive regulation of reciprocal meiotic recombination; regulation of DNA-templated transcription.
AUGUAUAAAAAUUUGAAUGUGAAUAAGAAGUACCAAAUUCAUCACCAGAGGAUUAAACCUUCUUGGGUGGCCUUCAGAGUGGAGCACAGUAAACACCAGAAGGGAGUGCCCCCGGUGCCAUUAAGUAACGAAUCUAGUUUGAAGAAAUUGCCAGGAGCAGCGCAACCGCAGAAGGCAAGGGGCCCUGCGCAGGCCCAGCGCCCGGCGCCCCCUCCCGGAGCAGCAAGCACCUCUGCACGGCACGCUAGACAAAAGCUGGAACACAGAACAAAGCAGAUUGAAGUGAAGAUGUAUAGCCUACGAGAAAGAAAGGGCCAUGUGUACCAAGAGGUCAGCGAGCCCCAGGACGACGACUACCUCUAUUGUGAGAAGUGUCAGAACUUCUUCAUUGACAGCUGUGCUGCUCACGGGGCCCCUACAUUUGUAAAGGACAGUGCAGUGGAGAAGGGGCAUCCCAACCGCUCAGCCCUCACUCUGCCCCCUGGAUUAAGUAUCAGACCAUCAGGCAUCCCUGAGGCUGGGCUUGGCGUAUGGAACGAGGCAUCUAAUCUGCCGUUGGGUCUGCACUUUGGCCCCUACGAGGGCCAGAUCACAGAAGAUGAAGAGGCGGCCAACAGUGGGUACUCCUGGCUGAUCACCAAAGGGAGGAACUGCUACGAGUACGUGGAUGGAAAGGACAAGUCCUGGGCCAACUGGAUGAGGUAUGUGAACUGUGCCCGGGAUGACGAGGAGCAGAACCUGGUGGCCUUCCAGUAUCACAGGCAGAUCUUCUACCGAACCUGCCGGGUGGUCAGGCCGGGCUGCGAACUGCUGGUCUGGUACGGGGAGGAGUACAGCCAGGAGCUCGGCAUCAAGUGGGGCAGCAGGUGCAAGGGCGAGCUCGCGGCGGGCAGAGGUGGGCACCGCUUCUCCUCCAACACAAAGCAAGAAGCGCUCCUGGGGAGCUUUCAUGGUCCGGCUCUUGAAUGGAGUAAACUCCAGUCUGGAUGGUUCAGGCCUUACCGGAGACAAACCAUCUACCUGACCAAAAGCUUCCUCUUUCAGCAGACCCAGAGCCCAAGAUCCAUCCAUGUGGCUCCUGCUCUCUGGCCUUCUCCAGUCAGAAAUUCCUCAGCCAACACGUGCAAUGCAGUCACCCGUCUCAGGUCCUCCCGAGAACACCUGCAAGAGACCGCGUCCAACCAGAGGAUCCCUGCCCAGGCUCUCAAAAUCGGCAGCAGCAAUAUUCUGAUCCACACAGCUGGAGUGACAAACCUGAAGGUCAAGAGGUCAAGGAAAGGUCCAAACCUUUGCUGAAAAGGAUAAGGCUAAGGAGGAUUUCAAGGGCCUUUUCCUACCCUCCCAAAGGACAAAUGGGGAGUUCUAGGGUACAUGAGAGAAUGAUG